Molecule: messenger RNA, 3860 nt
Organism: Schistosoma curassoni
Lineage: Eukaryota; Metazoa; Platyhelminthes; Trematoda; Strigeidida; Schistosomatidae
Source: the annotation of a GenBank genome assembly
AUGAUUAUUGAAACAGUUUACUUAACGAUUAUGCCUACAGACCAAGUUUAUCGAAAAUCAGGAAGUCCACAAGCUUCUACCGAGGUUUCUUCUUUGCAACUAAAUCGGACUAAAAACAAAGAAGCACUUGAGAAAAGCCUUAAGUGCAGACGUUCUGUAAAGGAGUUAGUCAAUCAAGGGAUAUUACUAAAUCCUUCUAUUUCACACCCUGAUAAGGUUCGCCAAUUACAAAAAGCUAAGACUAGUGAUUUAUUGAAACGUAAAAUUGGACAACGGCCGGACAGACAGUAUCUUAUCAGCCAUCAUAUCUUAAGGGACGAUAAGCCGAGGACUUCACCUUUCGUCCUUGAGCAAUGUUACAAUUUAGAAAAGUCUCAGCUAAAGGAGACAUUAGCCGCGAAGCUUAUUUCCAGACCUGGUUCAUUGGAAUUAGUCGAGAAAGGAGUUCUGCAGGUUGAUCCCGGUGUUGAUUCACUCAUCAAACAAGGUUCUAUCCAAUAUCCUAGGGUCGAGUCCGUUUCAUUGGAAAGGAUUUCAUGUGAACGACUACAACCUAUUCAAGAAUUGAUCACUAUCCCACCACCUCCGCCACUUUCAUCAACUACAAAGGCACACUGUACAAAUUCCGGCCGUGUUGUUUCUGGAAGAAGUCGUUUAAUUAGUUCGAAUAAAACAUCCACAAGUCGGGCAAUUCGAGACGACACUGUUGUUUCAAAAUUAGGUUCAUUGGUUUUUCAUCAGUAUUGUCCAGACUCAUCGAGUUCAUCUUCUCCAAGCCUAGCUAAUGUCUCAUCCUUUCAACAAAAACAACGAGUUCGGGAAUUACAACAGGUUGAAAUGUUGCGUCUCCAAGAUACUGCACGUGCUCAUCGUCUAGUCGAACAAGAAUUGUGUGAGCGCGUAAGUACAUGUAAAAAGCCCCUACAUGAAGACACAUCCUUCAUGGAUCUGACUCCUAACACAUUUAAUAAUCAAAUGAAUAGUCAACUAGCAUUAUCCUGCACUUCCAGUUCAAUGUCGUUGCAAGUCUCUCCAAACCCUUCAAACUCAAUAGUUUGUUCUAAGAAUCAGAUUGGUUUAAGUAACCAACGGACUGGUUCUUCAAAGACGUUACCGUUGGAAUCUAAUUUUAACUUACCCAGUCUUGCUCAUCUUACUCUCACUCAACUUAAAGGGGAAUGCAAGGACAGAAAUUUACCUCGUGCUGGUUCUAAAAUGCAACUAAUGCGCCUGUUAAAUCCAUAUCGCCGUGAAAUAUUGGUAAAAUAUUUUCCUAAUUCUGUAAUGAAACAAAGUGAAGAAAUCGAAUUGGGGAUAAAUGGACCUCUUCAGUUUUAUCAUAAUGCAAAUCAAACACAGUCUUUCGUAAAACGUCAGGACCAACAUCAAAAACUUUUGGUGAAUUCUGAGCAACCUAUGAUGGAUAUGGAUGUCAACUUAAAAGAUUUUGACUCAUCACUACUAUCCCAAACUAAACCUGUGAAUUUAUGCACUACAGUAUUUUCUUCAGGAUCUACAAUGCCAAAAGAUCUACAAGUAUACUCUGAUGUUGUUAUGAGACCAGACGGUUCCAAUGUGUUAUUUGCUCAACCUUGUGUCUCAUUAAGGCAUUCUGUUUCAGCACCAUUCUUUCCGGAAGUUUCGUCUAACUCGUCCUCAGGACACACAAAUCAUUUUCAAAUUCCUUCUACACAAGGUAAUAUAUCUUCGACAACUCUAAUACCGGUUACUUUCGUUAAUGAUAAUACAAUGAGUGAAACAGACCAAAUUUCACAAAUUCCUGUCUCAACAUAUGAAUUACAGUUUGUUCAACCUACAUCGAAACAAUCAUUUGUAUGCAUGACUCCAAAUGUUCUUUCAGACAAUCAAACAUCAUCCAAUGGAAAUCUUUUACAUCAUCAUCCAUUAACUAGUAUUCCGUCAUCGGAAUCUGGUUAUAUUAUCACUUCAAAUCAACGUCUCCCAUUACCCUUAUCUAUAGAUAAUAGCGUAUCAUCACCAUACAGUGAAUCACAGACGAUGCACCAUACUUCUGUAAAUAACUCACUUGACAAUCAAUCAUUUUCCGUAUACUCACCAGUAGCAACAUCAAAUCCUACUGGUAGUGAAGGUGGCGGCGGUGGUUGUACUGGUUUUUCAACACCAUCGACAACACUUCAUCAAAUUGAAGAGAUGUGGUUAAGGAUUCGUCAAUUAAGACGUAAUAUUGAACAGACGAAAAUUUCACAAUAUAGUUUAAAUGAGUCUGAAACUUUGUCAGCUCCAGCAAAUUUAGAAUAUUUACAACAAGAACACAAUCGUCUAGCAGUACUUUGUCGUCUGCUCAUUAUUGAACGUUUAGAUACGUUGGAUGAAAUAAGUGCAAAUGGUACUAGAUUUUUUGAAUCAAACGAUUCGUCCAGUUCUGAUUUCAAAAUUGAACGAAAUUUAUUAAAUUCUUAUUUAAGACGACUUGGUGGUUCAAUUUUAACAAAUAGUUUAUCUUCACCCAAUACAGAAUCAAUCUUGUCAACUAAUUCUAGUUCGUUUUUAUUUGAGCAAUCGAGUUGUGGUCAUACAACGAAUUAUACUACGUGUAAUACAUUACAAACACCGGAAAAAAUGUUUUCUGAUUCUUAUCCUAUGACACCUGAGUCAAGAUUUGAUGAUCACGGAAGUGUUGAGUUUACGGACAUUACUACUACUAAUAGUAAUAAUAAUAGUAGUAGUCAUGAAUUAUUUAAUCAUGAACAACAAUUAACAUUAAACAAUAAUGAUAUAUUGAAUCAUCACUGUGAUGAAGAUGAUGAUGAACAGAUUUGUUCUGACUUGCAAAAUUCACCUGUUUCUGGUCAUUUGAAAUCUUGUGCAUAUGAUAAUCCACUGGAACAACUCCCUUCACCAAUGACUACAGAUAUACUUUUUGAAUUAUGGAAUAGUGUUGUGGAAGAUACUUCUGGGCAAUCAAUGCUAACUACUAAUACCGUCACCACUACUGGUUCUGCUAAUGUUGAUUCGUCUAACGCACCUAUGUACAAUAAUAACCACCAUGAUAUAUCCAUUACAAAUCCAAAUGAUUUAUCAAAUUUUUACUCAGUUCAAACUUGUAGUACUGUUUCUCCGACUACUACUGUUCAAUCGAAUAUCAAUUAUCCAUCAAUGGACAGAGAUCAAUUGCCCGUUCAGUUAUCGGAUAGUUUAGGAAGAAUACCUGUUAUUAACCCUCGUUCAUCGCCAUCUAAUUUACAAUCUAAUAAUUUUCUACAUUAUCCAACUUUUAAUUCCCAAACAUUUAUCCCGUCAUCCAAUUCAUUAACUCCCACUACUGCUUCUACUAUUAUGUUCAGUAAUCAUGGAAAUGAAAUGAAUCCUCAAUUCCAUCCGUUAUUAUGGUCUAAUUUAUCUCAUGCAGCAGAUAGAAUUUUAUCUGUCAAGAAAGGUAGUUCAUCAAAUGUGUUCAGUACUACUACUGAUCAUAUUAAUACUAAUGAUAAACGUGUCGGAUUUCUACAUUGUACUGAUAAAUCAUCAUCUCACUUAUGUUCAAUGAUAAAUUUCGGGUCGACUUCACAAAAUCAUAUACGACAACCAACUACAGAAUUUCUAACGGAUAUUUUAUUGACAUCGUCGUCAUCAUCAUCGUCAUUCAAUAAUAAUCCCAGCUUAAGUGUUGCUGAAUUAAUGGAUACAACAACAACGACAACAACCAAUACAGAUUUUUCAUCGAUUUUAUCAUUUCCUGUUUCAUUAAAUUUAAACUGGUCAAUAGGUACUUAAUUGCACAGGUUGUAAUGAUGACAGUGAUGAGACCUAUUCUUUCUGUUAUGCUUGUUGUUGUCACCUUAUUAAUGUCCAAUCAAAUUCACAUUUAAUUGAGUUCA